This is a messenger RNA of Acanthosepion pharaonis, 477 nucleotides long. NCBI's taxonomy places the organism in Eukaryota, Metazoa, Mollusca, Cephalopoda, Sepiida, Sepiidae. The record is from the annotation of a GenBank genome assembly.
AUGUGCCAGGACUAUUCAGACAUUUUUUUCUGUGACCCUUCUUUCUCUUUUUGGACAGGUACCACCUUAAAGGAUCCACGUCGUUCCUUUUUCUUCUUUUCCUACCUUAAAGGAUCCACGUCGUUCCUUUUAAACCUUAAAGGAUCCACGUCGUUCCUUUUCUUCUUUUCCUACCUUAAAGAUCAUACGUUCCUUUUUCUUUUUUCUACCUUAAAGGAUCCACGUCGUUCCUUUUUCUUCUUUUCCUACCUUAAAGGAUCCACGAUCCACGUCGUUCCUUUUUCUUCUUUUCCUACCUUAAAGGAUCCACGUCGUUCCUUUUCUUCUUUUCCUACCUUAAAGGAUCCACGUCCUACUUCUUUUCCUACCUUAAAGGAUCCACGUCGUUCCUUUUUCUUCUUUUCCUACCUUAAAGGAUCCACGUCGUUCCUUUUCUUUCUUCCCCUUUACAUGAAUCACUUUGUAGAAAUGUGGUAA